Messenger RNA from Liolophura sinensis, 1300 nucleotides. RefSeq names its product death-associated protein 1-like. Gene Ontology annotation, molecular function: death domain binding. Gene Ontology annotation, biological process: apoptotic signaling pathway; cellular response to amino acid starvation; negative regulation of autophagy. The record is from RefSeq and is a predicted model, not a curated record. The transcript is spliced from 4 exons. NCBI's taxonomy places the organism in Eukaryota, Metazoa, Mollusca, Polyplacophora, Chitonida, Chitonidae. The coding region runs from base 113 to 454 and encodes 113 amino acids.
GAUACGAGUGAAGACCACACGUUGCAAAGCUUGAGCAGUUGAUUUGUGAAAAUAAGAAGACGGGUUUUCAAGAGAAACGUGUUUCCGAAGAAUUUGAGAGGUCAAAGUGAAUAUGUCGUCCACAGACGAGAGCUCAGACUUGAAGGGUGGUCACCCACCAGCAGUGAAGGUUGGAGGUAUGAGAGUGGUCCAGCAGAAGAAACAUGUCGGCGAAGGUGACGCGAAGAAAGAGCCGACGGCUGGUGAAGAAGAGGAGGAGUUCGCGGAAAGCGCCCCAAAGACCGACAAACACCAUCAGUCCAUUUUAUUGUCAGGUGCAGUAACUAAGGGUGACCAAGACUUUCCCGAAGCUGCUGUUAAGUCCUUUCAUGAAAAACCUCUUCCAACUGUGGAUAAGCGGCCUAACCAUCCCAAACCUCAAGCUCAUUUCAUUCAACAGCCCAGAAAGCAGUAGAUGUUAGGUCUCUAGUCUGAAGGAGUUACAUGGCGUCAGACAAGGUCAACUGCUAGGUCAAGUUUCUUUUUGUUUAAGCAUUUAAUGUUUUCCUAUGCCAAAUUAUUAAUAAUAUUGUUACGAAUAAGAUAUACAAAUCAGGCAGUGGUCUGUCUGUUUGUGGAUACUUUGAUUGUUGUCUGCUGUAGAAUUGUAACUCAUUUUGAAGCCAAUUUAGGUGAUUUUCUCUUUGGAAUAGAUGUAUUCUACAGAACAUGUCUUCCUUGGUUGUUAGUAUUUGCUUUGUCAAUAGCAAAACCUCAGUAUAGAUGUGCCUUGUGAAAAAGGUUUCAACAAGUGUCAGUUUCCAGUUUAGAAAUAAUUUAAAACUAAGUUAAAAACUCAAACUUUAUAAAUACUUCAGAAAAAUAUUUGACAGGUAAUUUUGGCAUGGAGGUGGAUAUGUUAGCAGGUUAUGUAACCUUGACCGUUUACCCAUCUUCUGACCUCAUGUGCUUGUUAGUCUAGGCCUUGACCUGGCAGCAAAUGACCUUCAAUGACCUUGGUCCAGCAUAAUGUAUAUGUUGGAAGUAGAUUUAUUGAAAGCUAUGAAUCACUGCAAAAACAAAAAAAUGGGAUCUAUUUUGGUUGUUCAACUUUUAAAACGUGCUAGUCCAUGAGACAGAUUUGGUGGAGAAAAGGUAAGGAAACAACUUUGUUGCAGGUUUCAACACUUAUUGGAAUUGCACUGCUGUAAAGUGCAGGUAAUGGAAUCUUUGUGGUGCAUUGAUGUUUGCAUUGUUUUGUUAUUUCUAUACAGUGAGGAAUGAAGUAGCCUACCGGUACAUGUCUGUAUCAGUAUUAGUU